Dreissena polymorpha is the source of this 396-nucleotide messenger RNA. RefSeq lists its product as uncharacterized. The coding region runs from base 1 to 396 and encodes 131 amino acids. The record is from RefSeq and is a predicted model, not a curated record. The transcript is spliced from 2 exons. Lineage: Eukaryota; Metazoa; Mollusca; Bivalvia; Myida; Dreissenidae.
AUGGUUGCAGUCGCAUUGGACGAUAAGAAUGCUAUUGUUGGAGACUACAGGAUGAGAGAUGGAGAUGGUAGCGAUGGUAAUGGAGGUGAAGAUGGUAGCAAUGAUGAUAAAGAUGGAGAUAGUAGCGUGGAUGAUAGAAAUGAAGAUGGUUGCGAUGAUGAUAAAGAUCAAGAUGGAAACGAUGAUCAUAGAGAUGACGAAGAUAAAAAUGAAGAUGGUGAUAAAGAUGACGAUGGCAGCGAUGAUAAUAGAGAUGACGAUGGCAGCGAUGAUGAUAGAGACGAAGAUGAUAGCGAUUAUAAUAGAGAAGAAGAUGGUAGCGAUGAUAAUAGAGACGAAGAUGAUAGCGAUGAUGAUAGAGAUGACGAUGGCAGCGAUGAUAAUAGAGUAAGAUGA